UCUGAAUCGCAGUUUACAGGUGCGUUUCAGUCGGUUUCAGUAGGCGGAGAAUGGAGCGGAAGCACUGGGGAUGCUCCUGCGUCAUUGAGUUGGCCACCUUCAGAUUACCCAGAAUCGAUGAAACCUGAUUGCAGAGUUACCUGUCUAUGUCUUUUCAUUUUACAACGACGAUAACACUCAAGAUGGCAACCACAACCACAGACAUCAGAGGUGGAGGAACCAUUGGGUCAAAAGACUACAAAAAGCCCACAGCUGCUGCCCUGAAAGGAGCCAUCCAGCUGGGCAUUGGGUACGCUGUGGGGAACCUCACAUCCAAGCCUGAUAGAGAUGUGUUGAUGCAGGACUUCUACAUGGUGGAGAGUGUCUUCCUACCCAGUGAGGGAAGCAACAUGACACCAGCACACCACUUCCCAGACUUCCGCCUAAAAACAUACGCCCCUCUUGCAUUCCGCUAUUUCAGGGAGCUCUUUGGCAUCAAGGCAGAUGACUACCUGUAUUCCAUCUGUAAUGAGCCUCUGAUUGAGCUUUCCAACCCUGGGGCCAGCAGUUCCUGGUUCUACCUGACCAGCGAUGAUGAAUUUAUUAUAAAGACUGUGCAGCAUAAAGAGGCGGAGUUCCUGCAGAAACUUCUUCCUGGUUAUUACAUGAACCUGAAUCAGAACCCGAGGACGCUGCUACCUAAGUUCUACGGCCUGUAUUGCAUCCAGUGUUCCGGGGUCACCAUCCGUAUAGUGGUGAUGAACAAUGUGUUGCCCCGGGCCCUCUGGAUGCACUACAAAUAUGACCUGAAGGGCUCCACGUACAAACGCUGUGCUUCACGCAAAGAGCGUGCCAAGUCCUCUCCCACCUUCAAAGACCUGGACUUCCAGGAGAUGUUCGAGGGCCUGUACUUUGAUGCAGAUACUUACAAUGCCCUGAUGAAGACUCUGCAGAGGGACUGCAGGGUCCUGGAGAGCUUUAAGAUCAUGGACUACAGUCUGCUGCUAGGGGUGCAUGUGCUGAACAAGAAGGGUCUGGAACGGGGGGCCAGGCCCGACAGUAAGCGACUCAACGGCCAGAGGGUCCUCUACUCCACCGCCCGGGAGUCCAUCCAAGGGGAAGGGGACGGCAAGGUUGCACAGCCGGUGGCAGACGAUGACACAAUGGGUGGAAUUCCAGCAAAGCAUAAAGACGAGAAGCUGCUCAUCUUCUUAGGGAUCAUUGACAUCCUCCAGUCAUACAGGCUCAUCAAGAAGGUGGAGCACUCCUGGAAGGCCCUGGUCCAUGAUGGGGACACUGUGUCAGUCCACCGGCCAGGUUUCUAUGCAGACCGAUUUCUGAAGUUCAUGGGUGGCACUGUUUUCAAGAAGAUCCAUCCUCUAAGAGGAGUGUCCUCCAAGAGGAAGAGGUGCUCUGUCAUUGCGAAGAAGUCAGCCUCCCAGGAGGUGCUGUCCCCCCUAAAGGAGGAAAUGACGGAGGAGAGGAAGUCACAAAGCAUGGAGAGCCUGAAGGGAACAUUAACAAGUUCCUCCAAGAACCCUGAUCUAAUCCCACUCCAUAAAAGCUUAAAUCGAACCAUUUCCUCCUCCUCAUCAUCCUCCUCCUCCUCUCUCGAGACCAUUGAGAAAGACCUGAAGGACCACUUAGAAAAUAGUGAUACCCACCAUGCCUCCUAUGCAGCUGUGGCCCUGGGUGCCGCUGCUCCCCUUCCCCCCACCCAGAGCAGCCAAGACUCUGUAAAUGAUGUUUACUUGGUCAGGUCUCUGGUGUCUGUUCCAUCUGCAGACUUCUCCUUCAAUGAAGACUGGUGACAGAAGAUUAAGUCCCAUUCAACAGCACUAUUAAAUAUAGCCCAUGGGGCCAGACUGCGAAAUAGUGGUCGUCAGGUUAACUUGGAAUGACUGUCUAUGUCUAUAUGUGCCUACAGUUGGAAAAUGUGACAGCAGGGCAGUAAUGGUAGCAUUCUCUGUCUUUGCUCUUUCUGUGAAACUUCCAUCCUGUUACUUUUACAUUGUACCUUGUGACAAACAGUGCCAGUAUACAGUGAGUCAUUGCUUACUUAUACCCUUUAAACACCUGGAAUGCUUUGACACAGCUGUCUCUCAGACAAUUGUUUUUGAAUGUUCAGGUCUACAGAACUUUUAACUUCUGACCUCUUAGUACAUUGCGUUAAUAUAUUUUAAUCAGAUGGCUUUGAAAGCACAGUUGUUUCACAAUAGCACAUAUUUUGCAUUUGACACUAACAGGUUGGAAGCUUCAGCCCUAUAAUUACAUCUAGUGGAGAAGCCACACAAACAUACACACUGCGAAACCCCUGCAACUCAUAGAGAACACUUCAGCCCGUCAAGUGAUCUGCCUGGCCAAGUGCUCCCAUGCCUCACUUAGAUGAAGGCACUAACAGUACAUCACUGCAUGAACUGGUCUGCUAAAUGACUAAAACACACCAUUAUGGCAGCACAUUUAAGGUCAUGACCAGUGCUGAAGCUGCUUUCCACACUGCUACUUUAAAAACAGUUAGUGUUCUGAACUUUUUAUUUUUUUUCCCAGAAGUUAUCUUAUUGCAUUACCCCUAUUGGAUAAGAUUACAUAUUGUAAUGGGUUUUUCAAAACAGAAAAACAGUGUUCUGAUCCUCUGGAAUAGGAGGAGGAUUUGGUUAACCUUUUCCCAAUCUGUGGGGGAUAAGGACCUCAGGAUUCUGAUACUCUAGAUAGGGAUAAUGAUUUGGUAAUCCAAACUGAUCUUUUAGGGGAUGCAGGUUGUUUUGAAUUUUUCCCAGAAAUGUAGAUCUUUAAGAUUAAUACAAAUCAAAAUGUAUCUAGCAUUGACCUGCAUGCUUCGUUUAGUAUCAAGAUACGUUUUAUCAAUGUAGUUUUCUACCUUUGGAUGUCCUGUGGCAGUGUAGAAGAAUGUGUCUACGAGAUGGCAAGUUGGAGGGCUCAAAUGGGAUUCUGUAAACGUGAUUUUGUAGUACCUGGAUAAGAGUGAUCCUGAACAUCUCAAAAACAAUACGUUCAAUUUUAUCCAGGUUGGCAAAAAGCAGGAUUACAGAAUUCAGUAUAUCCUCCAAAAGUUUAGAAAAAUGGGCCCUGGGUUUUAAAUGGAGAUUUCUAUUAACAGUCACAUUGUGAAGGAUGGCAAAUCACUUAUAUUAAUUGCUUCUCCAUGGACAAAUGUGAUUGAUUCUGACUUUCAAUAUAGAAAAUGCACUUAUAAUAAUGUUUAAAGCGCUCAGGCUGGAUCCCUGAGAGAUGAAGCAUUAAACAAUGCCAUGGAAGACUAUUGGAGGCUUAUGUUAUGUAGCCGAUUGUGAAUUUCAUAUCACUCAGAGUCCUCCGUGAUCAUGCACAUUAUAAUGUAUUUCAAGUAGGUGUUGGCCUGUUAAUGAUCAGUCAAGAUCAAACAAUUAAUGUUUUAACUGAUUUAUUUCAGAAUAAUAAAAUGCACUGUUGGCAUGAUGAGUAUGUUUUUAAAUAAAUGUUAUUUAUAGAAAAGACAUUGUCCAUGUUAAAUAAAAUGUUAUGCAAUGGCAUUGUAUGUUUUCACCAAAUUCAUCCCGCCACCAGAGGACAACACUUAUUGCCAUGUCCAUAAAUUAUCAGUAGGGGGCACAAUAUGUGCAUAGAAUUACUGACCUCUUUUCGUUCUUCCAGGAUUUUAUGUACAGAUGCCAAUGUUAUCAGUAAUGCAAAUGUAUGACAACAAUAUUUUGCCUUUCAGUCAUAAGUUACCAAGCAAUGUGUGACCUUUUGUGGAGAAAUUGCAUUGAUCUGCAAUGCCCUGAAAAGCCUGGAAAAUGUUGUCCAAUAUCUAGAACAGUUUGACCAAUGACUGUCCGCAGAGAGUUUGGGAUUAUUACUGUUUUAGAAUAAAACGUUUGCCAAUCA
Esox lucius (northern pike) is the source of this 3864-nucleotide messenger RNA. RefSeq names its product phosphatidylinositol-4-phosphate 5-kinase, type I, beta a (gene pip5k1ba). NCBI's taxonomy places the organism in Eukaryota, Metazoa, Chordata, Actinopteri, Esociformes, Esocidae. Bases 147 to 1790 code for a protein of 547 amino acids. Gene Ontology annotation, biological process: phosphatidylinositol metabolic process. Gene Ontology annotation, molecular function: phosphatidylinositol kinase activity. The transcript is spliced from 15 exons. The record is from RefSeq and is a predicted model, not a curated record.